Messenger RNA from Psilocybe cubensis, 2424 nucleotides. RefSeq lists its product as uncharacterized. Bases 1 to 2424 code for a protein of 807 amino acids. The transcript has 4 exons. The record is from RefSeq and is a predicted model, not a curated record. Lineage: Eukaryota; Fungi; Basidiomycota; Agaricomycetes; Agaricales; Agrocybaceae.
AUGUUACGGGGACAGUACGGAACGGCGACCCCGACAUCACUCGUACCUGUUUCUCAUCGUGAAGACGCUCAACCUAACGAAGGUCUCACAAAGCAGUUUCGCAAACUUCCGCCAUCGAUCCGGUCUACAGCAGCUACAUCUCGGGAUACCACAAGCAUCUAUCACAGCGGAUUUGGGUCUAGAGGAAGAGGAAAUUAUUCAGGUGGAAAUAUGAGCCAAGGUCGAUACGAUCAUCGUGGUUCGCCGUUGCAAUAUGCAACUCGAGGAAAUCCAGCAUGGCGAGGCCGAAGAAUGGCAUCUACCCGUGGAACAUAUAUGAACUGGAAUGCCGGCCACACCCCCAUGCCAUCGCAUAUCGAUGUAUCAUCACCAUCUGCGUCGAGCAGCAGCGAGAGAACUCCUAGCGUUGGUCCCAGAGCAUCUUCGCUACAACAUGGAAUAGAUCCAGGACCAUCGAACCGACGAACACAUUCCACUGCGUUUCCAGUAACAUCUGAGACUCCCGCUACGCCACCUAUUCCAGAGCCCUCACAAGAUAGAUGGUGGAUGCACAGAUCAAGGUCUCCUACUCCAAAACUCCCAGCUGCUCCGCUGAAACGACGGAAGAUAGACGGGCAACCUGAGACAAAACCUCAGGCAACCAUUUCCAGAUUACCGCUUCCCGGGCGACUACCCAAACCAAUUAUAUCUGCAAGAGAGGAACCACCGGUUGUUGUAAAACAAGAACCUGUGCAUGUGCCCAUAAAACACGAACCCGUUGUUAAACGGGAGCCCUUGUCUCCAUCCCCGCCACCUCGUGCAAUUGCACCUGAACGAAAACUCAUAACAGAGUCAUGUCAAUUUUUUCCGUUCCCGGAAACAUGCAAGAAAUCAGACCCUAACUUCAAGCAAAAUCGGAAAGCCUUUUUCGUGGAAAAGAAUAAGGAGCUCCUUCGUAAGGGUUUGAAAAGGACGAGAGCCUUUGCGCGAGACGACGGUCUCGUCAUCGAAUGGACCAGUGCCGUACCUGUUUGGUCAGAUACUUUAGAACCCGAGGUGGUUAAUCUUGCUACGGUAAUCCAACGCGCAUAUCAGGUUAAUACUAGUCUCACCCAUUAUCCGGCCUCUGUAAGACGGAAAAAACGUGCAGCGAGCCAUGAUUCUGACAGUGUCCCUGGUCCUUCACAAGUGCAAGUACCAGAGUCUUUACCUAUCAAAUCUCAAUCAACUCAAUCAACAACCACGACCAAGAAUUCUUUGCCUGUAUCAAAAGUUCGUAAAUCACAAACCUCUACGACUGUUACAACAUCUUCGCCGAUUUCACCGCCGGUGAAAUCCCGACCUGUGUCUAUGAAAGCGAACGCUUCAUCUAGAUAUAGAGAAGCGUCAGAUCCUCCUUGGAAGGUCCCUCCGAUCCCCAGAAGACGAUUACCCUUACCAGGUCGUAAACCUGUUGAAUCGAGCGAAUCAAAACCUAUUACUGUACCCGUAGCAUUCGCCCCUCGGCGCUCUAUUACACCUAUUUCUGCAUCUACGACUACACUCGCAAACAUAAUGAAAACUGUCAGUCCAUUGAAUCUGCCAUCGAACAAAUCCACUCCGAUGGUCGCUGGUGCCAACCAUUCCACAAUACCGCCCAGUGUGCUUCCAUCAGGGCCCAAAGUUGGCGAGUGUCAGGAUUUGGGAGAAGAUCACUGUGUACAAAGUUUUCAUGCAAAUGAGAGAUCAUCUAAUCACCGACAGCACCCUGUGACGACAGUUGCGUCUGAAUCUCUCUUCAACGCGACCACUAGUGAUUCUGGUGCCGUCAUUGCACACAAGCACACAGACAACGAUCACAAUGACGAUGAUGAAUAUGAGGAAGCUGAAGAUGUGGCCAACUCUCUUCUCACUCCAAGUCGAGAUAUCAUAGGGUCAGAUGAUGAUAGAAUGGGGAUUACCAUAUCUACCGAUGACGACGGUCCAAAUGAGGUUGAGGGUCAUGUAGCUGAUUUCCUACAGAGGUACUGCCAAUUAUUUGAUACCGACCGGUCCAAGUUGGGUGCGGCAUAUGAUAAGGACGCAUUGUUUUCAUGCUAUGUCCAUGAUGUAGAUGCAGGGCGCCAGUCGUCUUUGACGGCGGGGCUGUUCGCGCUAGAAGUAGAUUCCGCUCACCAUUCACGUUCGAAGGUCAUGCUCGAUCGUGGGCGUAAAGAAAUCAGCGCUAGAUUCAUGUCCAUGCGUCCAUAUCAAUUUUGCCCCCGUGGUGUUGUAGGCAAUCUGAUAUAUGACGCUGUCGAUUCACCCGCAGGAAUUCUGUUGACGGUCCACGGAGAGAUUGUCAAUCCACAUUCAUCAAACCCGCGUCUAGACCAUACUCUAACUCUAGACCAAAGUUUCCUGCUCCGAAAGAGGGGUGAUAACGCUCAAGUUCAUUUCCACGGGAAGAACGACGACGACGGGUAG